Messenger RNA from Carlito syrichta (Philippine tarsier), 3745 nucleotides. Its product is annotated as E3 ubiquitin-protein ligase UBR3-like. The transcript is spliced from 11 exons. Gene Ontology annotation, biological process: protein ubiquitination; ubiquitin-dependent protein catabolic process via the N-end rule pathway. Gene Ontology annotation, cellular component: cytoplasm; ubiquitin ligase complex. Bases 19 to 1431 code for a protein of 470 amino acids. The record is from RefSeq and is a predicted model, not a curated record. Gene Ontology annotation, molecular function: ubiquitin protein ligase activity. Lineage: Eukaryota; Metazoa; Chordata; Mammalia; Primates; Tarsiidae.
ACCAACUUAAGCAAAGAAAUGGAAUCUGUAAUGAAAGAUAUUAAAAAUACCACUCAGAAGAAAUAUAGAGACUAUAGCAAGACCCCAGGCUCUCCAGACAAUGAUUUUCUCUUUAUGUACUCUGUUGCUAGAACCAAUUUGGAACUUGAAUUGAUUCACCGAGGAGGCAACUUGUGUUCAGGUGGUGCAAGCACAGCUGGUAAAAGAUCUUGUUUAAAUCAACUGUUUCAUGUAUUAGCCUUGCACAUGCGACUUUACAGCAUUGACUCUGAGUAUAAUCCCUGGAGAAAACUCACCCACUUAGAAGAGAUGAGUUCUCAACUUGGAAAUGAAGAACAACAGCCUGAAGUUCCAAUUCUUUAUCAUGAUGCAACAUCCCUUUUGCUCAUUCAGAUCUUAAUGAUGCCACAACCCUUACGCAAAGACCACUUCACCUGCAUUGUGAAGGUACUUUUUACCCUACUGUACACACAGGCUCUUGCUGCACUUUCAGUCAAAUGCAGUGAAGAAGAUAGAUCAGCCUGGAAACACAUGGGUGCUCUCAAAAAGAAUUCAUGUGAAGCAGAAAAAUCCUAUGAAGUUUUAUUGAGCUUUGUGAUAAGCGAACUCUCUAAAGGGAAGUUAUACCAUGAAGAGGGAACUCAGGAGUGUGCAAUGGUUAGCACUAUUACUUGGUCUCCUGAAUCCAUAGAAAAAUACUUACAGGACUUCUGCCUACCUUUUCUCAGAAUCACCAGCCUUCUUCAGCAUCACCUUUUUGGGGAAGAUUUACCUGGCUGCCAGGAAGAAGAAGAAUUUUCAGUUCUUGCCAGCUGUCUGGGACUUCUGCCAACAUUUUACCAAACAGAACAUCCAUUCAUCAGUGCCUCCUGUCUGGAUUGGCCAGUUCCAGCAUUUGAUAUUAUAACUCAGUGGUGUUUUGAGAUAAAAUCAUUUACUGAAAGACAUGCAGAACAAGGAAAGGCCUUGCUUAUUCAAGAGUCAAGAUGGAAAUUACCACACCUACUACAGUUGCCUGAGAAUUAUAACACCAUUUUUCAGUACUACCACAGAAAAACCUGUAGUGUCUGCACCAAGGUUCCUAAAGAUCCUGCUGUUUGCCUUGUUUGUGGUACUUUUGUAUGCCUGAAAGGACUCUGCUGCAAGCAACAAAGUUACUGCGAAUGUGUAUUGCAUUCCCAGAACUGUGGUGCUGGAACAGGGAUUUUCCUUUUGAUCAAUGCAUCAGUGAUUAUCAUCAUUCGAGGUCACCGCUUCUGCCUGUGGGGUUCUGUAUAUUUGGAUGCUCAUGGAGAGGAAGACCGAGAUCUUAGGCGAGGCAAACCUCUCUACAUUUGUAAGGAAAGAUACAAAGUUCUUGAGCAGCAGUGGAUUUCUCAUACUUUUGAUCACAUCAAUAAAAGAUGGGGUCCACAUUACAAUGGGCUGUGACUUACCACCUCAGCAUUGCAUUAUAUCAUUAUUUCCAUUAAGAAUUUAUUUUAUCAACAAUAAGCUUUAACUUAAUUUGGGGGAUUAACACUUUUGCUGAGGGAAAACAGAAAACAUACAUUAUGAAGCCUUUCCAAAAUUAGGUGCUUGGUAAUUACAUUAAUGGUAUAAUUUUUUUUUUAAGUAUCUGGAGAAUAUAACAAAUAACAAGUUAAAUUAUUCUUUAGUGGUCUUUUUUUUUAAGUGCACAAUUAAUAAGAAGCACAACUUGUUCACAAAAUCAUUCAGAAAUGAUUCUCCCAACAGUGUAUAUCUGCUAUUCAUUGAUACUUAGAGUGGGUGUGAUUUAUUUGAAAUUUUACUGCUUCUUUCUGUCUGUGUAUUUUAAUUUGCAUCUGCUAAGCAUAAUGCAUCUUUUUCCUCUGCCAUUCUUGUGUUGAUUUGAGAAUUUUGCUGUAUGUAAUUAGAAAAAAAUGUAAAACAUGAUUUAUGUGAAAUAUUGUAUAGUAAAAGUUGGUCUAAUAGUAGAACUUUAAAAUGUUUUCUUAUUGUGAGGAAUCUGUUAAAAGUUUAAGGCUUUGCUGAAAAACUUAAUUCAUUCUCAGGAAUUUCAUAAAUCUUCUCCCCAGGUAAAUAAUUGAAAUAACUGUAAAAUAAGUAGAUAGCUGCUGUUAAUAUAAUACAGUACAUUUUGGGGGGCAUAUGUGUGGUUGGGGAGGUCCUUAAAAUUUUUAAUUUGCCAUUUCAGUUGGGUGAAUUACUAGAGGUAGUAACAAAUAGAUUUUACUGUUCAAGAACAUACACAUGGUUCAAAAACAUACACAUGGCAGAUUUUGAUUCUGUGCAUGCCCGUCUUUUAUUACCAACCAAGGUUUUGUUUAUAUGAUUGGAUUAGAAAUGCUCAGACUUCCCCACAAAUGAACCAUAAGUUUUGGAACUUUCCUAUCAGCUCAGGAGGUUCAGCUAUUUUUUGUUUGUGCAGUGUAAUCACUGCUAUUUCUGCUUGGUUUCCUAAAAGGAAAAAAAGGCUCAGUGGUGAUGACCUUUAUGUAUGAGCUGUGUAUCUGCAUUCUUUUAGAAACUGCUGUGAAAAGCAAUUUAUGUGUGUAGUGUUUUUACAUCAGUAAGAAUGGGAAUGAUUGAACUAAAACCACUCUAUAAGUAGGGAAGGAAGAUUACAGAAAAGCAUGCUAUAUAUUGCUACCAAGAUUUUUUCCCCAAAUGAUUGGGUAAUUUGAUGAGUAUUUCACAUAUAGUGCUGUCAAGCAAUUCCUGGUACUUUGAACUUCCAUGACUUGUUAUAUAAAAUUACAUUUUUACAUGUAAAAAUAAACUAAAAAACGAAUGAUAAACUAUAAAAAUAACAUCAGACCCAUGUUCUAAAAACAUUUUGUAAUGACAUAAUAUUGCAGAAUAUGAAAAUGGACAUUAUAUGAUGGCCUUGCAUUGAAAUAGGGAAAGCAGAGCAGUACAUAUUCAAAUGUGUUCAAAAAGUCAAAAAAUUACCUAUAGCUCUACAAUAAAAUACAUGGAAAUAGCUUGCUAUUUUUUAUAUACAUUUCCCAAAUAUUAAGAUAAUUUUCUGUAAGACUAAAAUGAUUCUUUUGGACUAAAUAGCUGUCCUUUCCAACACAUUGCUACUUUUUAAAGUACUGUAUCAUAAGUUCAGCCUGUCAUAUUUUUUGCAUUGAUCAUUAUGAAUAACAGACCAUUUGUAAGUGUGGUUGAAGAGCAAAAUGCUAAUUUACAUCUCUAGUACAUACUAUUACAAGAUUCAUGAACUUGAAUAAUUCUACAGUCUGAAACGCUGAUGCUAUAUAUACACGGUAUAAUGUAUUCAGGCUUUGAUUACUACUUAUUUAAAAUGGAAUGUUUUAUGGUUGUGCAUACAGAUGUGAAGUGAAAAUAUUAGCCUUAACUUUAAAAUUUGGGUAUUUGAUAGUGUUUAUUUUGAUAUUGGUGAAUUAGUCACCAGUAAAUUUUAAAAAAGCACUUGAUUGAAAAUUGUACUUGAAUACAUACAUGCAUGCUGCUAAACUAGAACUUUAAUUUUUUCCCCAUAACUUUUAUAAGCCCCAUUUAUAAAUCUACUUUUAAAAAUAACAGGUCCAAGUUAGAGUGAUGUGUGUAUAUUAUUCAAAAAAAUGUACUGGUGUGAUAUCUUGUAUGAAUGAUCAUUUAAAUACAGUACAUUACUGUAGAAGCUAAAUCAGUCUUUAUAAUUAAGCAGAAAUCACAAAACUAGAAAUAAUCAACAUUGUAAGAUAUGUUAAUAAAAGCCUACUGUCAUUUGGUUUGUGAAAGGUCCUUAAAA